This is a messenger RNA of Priapulus caudatus, 1566 nucleotides long. RefSeq names its product estrogen receptor beta-like. Lineage: Eukaryota; Metazoa; Priapulida; Priapulimorpha; Priapulimorphida; Priapulidae. The coding region runs from base 1 to 1515 and encodes 504 amino acids. Gene Ontology annotation, molecular function: DNA-binding transcription factor activity; sequence-specific DNA binding; zinc ion binding. The transcript has 2 exons. Gene Ontology annotation, biological process: regulation of DNA-templated transcription. The record is from RefSeq and is a predicted model, not a curated record.
AUGGCGGCGGCGACCGACACCCUCGCGGCCGUCACGGCCGAUAUACAGAACCUCUACCGUGAGAUCGAGAUGCUCAACGAGUCGGCCGACUACGAGGACAUCUCGUCCGAGUUGUCCGAGUCGUCGUCGUCGUCGUCGCCAGGCGGCGUCACGCACGUUUCCAUGUCGCCCGACGCGGAGAAGUCGUUCGCGUGGAGUCCGCCGGGUGGCGGCACUGCCAGCAAGCAGCUGCUGCACGGGAAGUACUACGCCGUCGGCGGCGACGUUCAGCAUCCGUCCGAGAGCGUGCAGAUCUUCGUCAACCUCGAAGACGUGUCGCUGCCGCCGACGACGACGAACGCGUGCGUGUCCGUGCUGACGACGCCUGACACGACGCGACCGAGCAUGGGAGACAAUCGCGUGCGCAUCGGCGUUGCGCGCGCCGCGACGAAGAAGCUGUCGCAGCUGCCGACGGUGCGAUUCUGCCAGGUGUGCAACGACUACGCGUCGGGCUUCCACUACGGAGCCUGGUCGUGCGAGGGCUGCAAGGCGUUCUUCAAGCGCAGCAUCCAGGGCCCGACCGACUACGUGUGCCCGGCGACGAACUCGUGCACGAUCGAUAAGCAUCGACGCAAGUCGUGUCAGGCGUGUCGGCUGCAGAAGUGCCUCGACGUCGGCAUGAGUCGCAGCGCGAAGCCCGGCGCGCGACGCGAGGUCGACCGACAGCUGGUCCGACAGCGAACGCUGAAGCGGGCCGCCGCCGCUGCCGACGGCGUCGUCGCCGGCGCCGACGAACCGACGGCGGCGAAGAUCAAACGCGAGGUGCCGUCGUGCACGAAUCCGCUCGUGCAGACGAUGCUUGAGUGCGACUACUACAUCGGCCUGUCCGGACACGAUCACUCGGCGACGCUCGACGAGACGACGAUGAUGGCGACAAUCACGAAGAUCGCCGACCGCGAGCUCGUCUUCACGAUCAACUGGGUGAAGCACGUGCCCGGCUACUCGGAUCUGCCGCUCAACGACCAGGUCGGCCUGCUCGAGACGACCUGGUUCGAACUGAUGACGCACGAGCUGUGCUUCCGCUCGAUGCCGCUACGCGGCGACAAGAUCGUCUUCGCUCCGGACUUCGUGCUCGACCGCAGUGCGAUGAAGGUCGCCGGCAUCGAGGCGAUCGGCGGCACGCUGCUGGCCAUCACGAGGAAGUUCGCCGAGCUGCGGCUGUCGCGCGAGGAGCUCAUCUGUCUCAAGGGACUCUCGCUCGUCUCGACGUGCCUCAAAAGUCACGAGAGCGGCUCGCGCGUGCAGAAGAUUGAGACGAGUCUGCUCGAGGCGCUGCACGAGGCGAUCGUCAUCAACGGCUGUCGCGAUCGCUUCCGCAUGGCGCGUCUGCUGCUCAUCAUCUCCGACGUGCGCUACGUCGCCACGCUCGGCGUCGCGCAUCUCUUCCAGCUGAAGACGGAGCAGACGAUUCCGAUGCUGCUGCAGGAGAUGGUGACGGCGCAGUUCAUACAGCAGCACGCGCUGCGCAAGACGUAGCGACGCGUGCGUGCGUGCGUGCGUGUGUGUGUGUGUGUGUGCGUGCGUGCG